Messenger RNA from Macroventuria anomochaeta, 456 nucleotides. RefSeq lists its product as uncharacterized. Bases 1 to 456 code for a protein of 151 amino acids. The record is from RefSeq and is a predicted model, not a curated record. NCBI's taxonomy places the organism in Eukaryota, Fungi, Ascomycota, Dothideomycetes, Pleosporales, Didymellaceae. The transcript has 2 exons.
AUGCUCUGCUCAACGUGCAUGCUCGUGCUUGGGUUGGCGGCUGCUGCGUUUGCGCAAGAGUCGAGCUACACAGGACCAGCGUUCAACCCCUCAGAAGCGCCGUACUUCGACUACAACUCUCUCGUCAUCCCCACACAAACCACUCUUCCGGCUAUCCAACCCACAGAUGCGUUCAGCAUGGCUACCACAAUCUCUGGAAUACUCCUCCCAACAACACCAUUAUCGCGUUCGUCCGCAGCUACGUCACGUUCCUCCAGUCAUUCUUCGAGCCACUCCGCUUCAUCGUCAGCAUCUUCGAGCGCAUCAAGGCUGGCGAGCAGUACUGUGAGCUCGGCACCUACUUCCGCGUCAACAUCGGCGGCUGCGCAACAGAGUACUGCAGCUGCUGUUGCGAACCGUGCUGGUGUGGUGGGUGCUGUGGCUGGAGGAUUGCUCGCUGGGCUGGCACUGGCUUGA